UUGAGUUGUCUCAGUGAACUACUGACAGUAACUACACCAUGGAAAUAUGUACUGACAUUACAUUCACCUGAACUCCCAUUGAUAACUAAUAGGGACAUUGUAAAAAAGUUGGUGGAGCUAAAGGGGAACAAUAUUGUUGCUGAAGGUAUUAAUGCUGCUACUGGAUAUGCUCAUAAAUGGCUUAUGAAGAAAAAAGUUGUACCCGGUAGUCCCCCAGAGAACAUUGGUCCCCUACCAAAUUUCACAAUUUAUAAAAGUGCAGAAUCAAUCAACAGUGCAUUAAGUAGAGAUUUUGUUGAAUAUGCACUCACUGACAGUAAAGCAAUAGCACUGAGAAAAAGAUUACAGUACACAAGAUCAGCAGAGGAAUUCUUUUUUGCCACACUUAACAAGUUGAAGGAUGCUCCUGGUAAUCGUAUGAAGCUAAAGGCUGCUGGUCUAGCAAUGCCAAGAUUUUCACAAAGAUUUUGGGGUGCAAGAAGGAAUGGAUGUCUAGAAAGAUACUUGAGACAUAAAAUAUGUAUAGUCAGUGCUAGUGAUCUUCCAUUCAUACUGAAUCAAAUGAAGAAAGGUCUGUGGUUCUAUAACAAGUAUCUUAUUGAUUAUGAUUAUGUUGUCAAUGACUGUAUUCAAUUGUUACUCUUGUUUGUAUACAAACAAGAGUGCCACUACAAUGAAGAAUAG
Molecule: messenger RNA, 684 nt
Organism: Amphimedon queenslandica
Lineage: Eukaryota; Metazoa; Porifera; Demospongiae; Haplosclerida; Niphatidae
Product: N-acetyllactosaminide beta-1,6-N-acetylglucosaminyl-transferase-like
Exons: 1
Cellular component (GO): membrane
Molecular function (GO): acetylglucosaminyltransferase activity
Source: RefSeq, a predicted model, not a curated record